Molecule: messenger RNA, 2808 nt
Organism: Portunus trituberculatus (swimming crab)
Lineage: Eukaryota; Metazoa; Arthropoda; Malacostraca; Decapoda; Portunidae
Product: elongation factor Tu-like
Exons: 11
Coding region: 228-2249 (673 amino acids)
Biological process (GO): mitochondrial translational elongation
Cellular component (GO): mitochondrion
Molecular function (GO): translation elongation factor activity; GTP binding; GTPase activity
Source: RefSeq, a predicted model, not a curated record
AAAUGUAAACAAAAACAGCUGACUGUAUGGAGGCCGGCGGGUGACCGGACACAGAAUUUCUUCCUCUCUCCUAAAACUGAGAGUAAUUUUAUUGUUUUGCAGCAGUAUAAAGUAGUGAUAACUAUGCCAGGCCAUUGAGAAACAUCACGUUCUGAAGAGUGAAGUUCCAUCCACAUCGUAGGUGAUAAAUGAAACUGGUCCUUGAAGAUUUCUCAUGAGGGAGGAAGAUGUAUCAGCUGGGAAGACUAACACACCACCUCCUGACUCAGUCCCCAAAGCUGAGGCUGUUCCAAAACCACCACAAGAUAUCAGUGGCAGCAGUCAGGUUUCUCCUCAGCACCAGUAAAGAAGAUGACAUUCCCCACUGCAACGUUGGCACCAUUGGCCACGUGGACCAUGGCAAGACCACUCUGACAGCAGCGAUCACCAAGGUACUGCAAAGAACCGGCCAGUCUAACUUUGUCUCCUACGACGAGAUUGACCGGGCACCUGAGGAAAAGAAGCGGGGAAUCACCAUCAACACAGCACAUGUCUCCUACUCCACCAAUCUGAGGCAUUACGCCCACACGGACUGCCCUGGACACGCAGACUAUGUCAAGAACAUGAUCUCCGGCGCCUCACAAAUGGACGGGGCAAUCCUGGUGGUGGCAGCAAAUGAUGGUCAGAUGCCCCAGACACGCGAGCACCUGCUGCUGGCACGGCAGGCAGGAGUGGAGCGCGUGGUGGUGUUUGUGAACAAGGCUGACCUAGUGGAUGAGGAGUACCUGGAGCUGGUGGAGAUAGAGAUGCGGGAGCUGCUGGACCACUUUGGCUUCGAUGGGACAGACGCUCCCUUUGUGUACGGCUCAGCCCUCCUGGCGCUGGAAGGGGACAAUGGGCCGCUAGGGGAGCAGAGCAUCCACAAGCUACUGGAGGUCAUGGACACCUACCUCACGCCCCCCACCAGGGACCUCACCUCGCCCUUCCUACUGCCUCUUGACAACUACUUCUCUGUGCCAGGACGAGGGUCAGUGGUCACUGGCACUCUGAAGCAGGGGGUGCUGGAGCGCGGUGCUGAUGCUGAGCUGCUGGGCUUUGAUCGCCGCAUCAAGACUGUGGCCACUGAUGUGCAGGUGUUCAGGAAGAAGGUGCAGAGUGCCAGGGCCGGUGAGAAUGUGGGUGUGUUGCUGCGAGGAGUGCGGAUCGAGGCGCUGGCACGGGGCAUGAGUCUGUGUGCUCUGGGCUCCAAGAAGUAUGUCAAUAGGUUUGAGAGCACCAUAUACUUCCUGAGCAGUGGCGAGGGGGGCAGGCGGAGACCCAUCACUUCUGCUUACAUUCAGCAGAUGUUCAGUAACACUUGGAACAUCACCUGCCGGAUUGACUUGCCUGCCGGUGUUGCUAUGAUAAUGCCAGGGGAACACAACACGGUGGAGGUGACUCUACUGCAGCGAAUGGUGUUGUCACUGGGCCAGUCCUUCACCAUCAGGGAGAAUAACGUCACGGUGGCCACAGGAAUGGUGACCCAGCUCCUCCCCAGCGUGACAAUACCGGCCAAGAGAUUAGAUCAGCGUGUGUUCCAGUCACCACAGAGAGCGGUGUGCCGGGGCCUCCACACCCUGCCGCCUGCUAGACUCACCACCACCACCACUGCAGCAUCUUGGGAGAGAGGGAGAGGGACAGGGCCACACCACUGCCGGCAUCUAUGGGGCUGGCUUAACGCUAUCUUCAACAAAGUGGACGAGAACCGUAUUAAGGAGGUGGGGGCUGACCGGGCUUGUGCCGAGUGGCUGCUGCGGUGUGGUGCUGUGGUGCGCUGGCUUGACCGCGACCAAUGGACUAAGGAUUACAAUUCCCUCCCAGCAACAGGCGGUCGGCAUCUGAAAAUUGAGGAGGUGGACGCUACAGAUUCUGCCGUCAUGCACAUUGGCUUCCCUCACUUCAGAGGCUGCAAACACAUUCGUCGCAUCAUCUUCCACCGUUCCACCUACCUUGAAGACGCCGCCCUCAGUCAGCUGCCCCUGCUAAAGACCUCCCUCAAGCAGCUGCAGAUUUCUUCCUGUGGGAACAUCACCACUGAGGGACUGAAAUACAUCAAAGAGCUAGAGAACCUCAACUACCUUCUGCUGUAUGACCUCCCAGAAAUCAAGGACAAGGAGGCUGUGUUGAGGGACAUAGAGGCUGCCCUUCCUGCCUGCACUGUAGUCUUCCCUUAUGCCCAGGCAAAGGACGACCCAAGCCUGGAGGAGGAGGAAAAGCCACCAAAGGGAUAAACAUUAACUAGUGUUCUCUCAGAUGUAAGUAAAUGUCAACUGUGAUGAAUGUAGUUGCUCUGUUUUCUGUGUAAUUUCAGAUCAGGAGUAGAAUUUUGAAGUGUUUAUAUAUUUUACAUUGACAUUGCUAGGCACAACAUAAAAAAAGUGAUCAUAACCAAUAAAUUGAUGAUAAUAUCCUUGCCAGCCAUAACCAACAAGCAGUGACUGGCAGUAAUUCUGUUCCUCAAUAUUGAGGUAACCAAUAAAUCCAAAAUUCUAAUACUAGAAAUAAUGAUGUUGAUAUUUUGCCUUAAAAAAACCCUCAAUAAUUCUGAAACUUUAUUUUUAUCUUUACUGCGGUGAGGUGAGUCACUAGUCUCCACAGUCUCCUGAGCUGCCAUCACUCCCCUAACACUAAUUCAAAACUAUACAAUAGCAUAGCACUACAAAAGCAACAAUUACCAUGGACACCAUAGACAUCACUAUCUUGUUUAGGCAGAUAAGCUUUUCUGUGUUACAAAUUAUGAUUGAAAAUUGCUUUACAUUGUAUUUCUUUGUUAUUAAAUUUAUAAAACCA